AUGUUGGAAUACAACGGUAUAGUAGAAAUUGCUGGAAAAAAAGGUAGUGGCCGCACCAACCUUGUACUGAAAGAGUCGCUGUGCAAAAGAACGCUGUUCAUUUCGGUAAAACCGUUUCCCAUCAACCGAUACGCUGACCUACUCACAAAAAAAUACGGAAACAGCAUCUUAGAAAUUGACAACCACUUGAACAAUACCUUUAUCAUAAUAAUAAGUCAAAUUGAGAAGAUGGAGGCAUUCAUUCUGCACAAGUUGGACAGCAUGGUCAAACAACAUGGUAUCGCACUGAUCGUGUUGUACGAAAUAGAUUUUGUUUUACUCGAUGAUUGCAUUGAGAUGAGCUCGAUAUUCCAUAUAAUGAACAAGCUGCAUAGAAUAAGGCAUAGCAACGGAUUGCAUGUUGUAUUUGUUACUCUGUACAGAAAAGUGUUCAGCUACAAUUACAACAUCAGAAUGAGCAUGGAGUACUUCAUUAAUGAGAGAUACCAUGUGAUUAGAAGGAAUGGUGAGAGAACAAUUACCAGAAUUGGUCACAUAAAUGACGGAGUGUUCAACAUGCAGAUAACUAAUGAUGAUGUUACCUGCGCUCGAGCAAAAGGAAACGAAAACUGAAUUUUAACUAUCAUCACACACUCCAACAAUAUUCGUGGUUUGCCCGUGCUUCUCUAAAAUUUAGUAUCUGUUAUUAAUGCGCUGCGCAAUCGAAAUGGUGUAAAAUCGUUGGUAUUUUAUUGCCAUGCCAUCCAUCUAAAGAUGAAGAGCAGCAUUAUAUGCCGAUACAGUGGAGAUGAUGUGCUAAAUUUUUACAUUUGAUCAGGUACCGUUGAGAAUGAACAAAACUGUUUAUAGUGGUGUAGAAUGUUGAAUGAGAUCUUUUUAGGGAAGUUGUUGCGUUUGGUCAGGAACGGCGUGUUCAUUUGGUAAGAAUAUCAAAGAAAUUGCCAAUUCUAGUGCUAAAAGCUCUUACCGACAGUUUCGAACAUUUUGUGGACAAUAGUACCGUAAAACGGAGUGCAUGCUGAUCAUCACAUCUAUCACAUGAUGAAUACGUGCUGUAGCACACCUAUUAUCCUUUCAUCGCGCGCCGUUGUAGAAGACAAAACAACUUUGGUAAAAAAUGAAUUUGAUCGUAUCACGUUCUUCUUCCUAUCGCAAAGAUUGCAGCCUUAACUUCGUUGCCAAAAAUUAUUCUGCAUGUUCCUACCGGUACAGAUCCCGGUAAUGGUGUAGCACUUCGUUGCAUGUUAUCACGUACCGAAAUAAAGCUUCAGUUCAAUAUACGGCAUAUUUUCUGGAAAAGCUGUGAACCGGUC
Molecule: messenger RNA, 1313 nt
Organism: Vavraia culicis subsp. floridensis
Lineage: Eukaryota; Fungi; Microsporidia; Pleistophoridae
Exons: 1
Coding region: 1-612 (203 amino acids)
Source: RefSeq, a predicted model, not a curated record